Molecule: messenger RNA, 570 nt
Organism: Acytostelium subglobosum LB1
Lineage: Eukaryota; Evosea; Eumycetozoa; Acytosteliales; Acytosteliaceae
Exons: 3
Coding region: 1-570 (189 amino acids)
Biological process (GO): signal transduction
Cellular component (GO): plasma membrane
Molecular function (GO): GTP binding; GTPase activity; GDP binding
Source: RefSeq, a predicted model, not a curated record
AUGAAUUGUUUAAAGAUUGUAAUACUGGGUAGUGGAAGUGUUGGAAAGUCUGCCAUCACAAUACAAUAUGUCAAUGGAGAGUUCAUUGAUCAAUAUGAUCCAACAAUAGAGGAUAUGUAUAGAAAGAUCAUGGAACUAAAUGGUGAACAUUACAUGUUGGAGAUCAUGGAUACCGCAGGAACUGAGAACUUCUUGGUAAUGAGAGAUAUGUAUAUACGUAAUGGACAAGGCUUCAUAUUGGUAUAUAGUAUUGCAGCCAGGAGUACCUAUUAUGACCUACAAUCUAUAAAGGAUCAGGUCUGUCGUGUAAAGGACCUCCCAACAUGCAAGAUACCGAUGAUAGUGAUGGGCAACAAGUGUGAUAUGGAGAGUCAGCGCCAGGUCGAGGCCAAGGAGGCCGAACAACUCGUGGAGAAGUGGGGUGGCAAUGUCGAAUACAUCGAGACCUCUGCCAAGACCAGAGUCAACAUAGCCUCUGCCUUUGAGCGACUGGUGAAGCAAAUGCAAAGCAAAGACCCCUGCAGGCGCAAGAAGAGGUCAAAGAAGAUGCAACAGUGUACAUUACUAUGA